Sceloporus undulatus (fence lizard) is the source of this 2177-nucleotide messenger RNA. It is a transcript of the gene RAB5C, whose product is annotated as RAB5C, member RAS oncogene family. The transcript has 6 exons. The record is from RefSeq and is a predicted model, not a curated record. Gene Ontology annotation, molecular function: GTP binding; GTPase activity. NCBI's taxonomy places the organism in Eukaryota, Metazoa, Chordata, Lepidosauria, Squamata, Phrynosomatidae. The coding region runs from base 256 to 906 and encodes 216 amino acids.
GGGUUGCGGAGGAAGGGGGCGGCAGCGAAGGGGAUCCGAGGAGGAGGAGGGCUGGCGGCUGCGGUCCCGCAGGCGGGAGCGGGUGAGUGAGUGGCCCCUUGGGCGGCGGCGGCUCCGGAGGGAGAAAAAGGAGGGCAGGAGGCCCCGCCGGGAAGGGCCCCUGGCAGCAGAGAGCCAUUGCCCGCAGUUGGUGAUUCAUUUUCCUCACCUACAGUCCUGCCUUCUCAUCGAAGCUUGCUGCCUUUGUAACGGGCCAUGGCGGGCCGUGGUGGAGCUGCACGGCCAAAUGGACCAGCUGUGGGGAAUAAGAUCUGUCAGUUUAAACUGGUACUCCUGGGAGAGUCUGCUGUUGGCAAGUCCAGCCUUGUCUUGCGCUUUGUGAAAGGACAGUUUCACGAAUACCAGGAGAGCACCAUUGGAGCUGCUUUCCUCACACAGACCAUCUGCUUAGAUGACACAACAGUCAAGUUUGAGAUAUGGGAUACAGCUGGGCAGGAGCGUUACCAUAGUCUGGCACCAAUGUAUUACCGGGGUGCUCAAGCAGCUAUUGUUGUUUAUGACAUCACCAACAUGGACACCUUUGUGCGAGCCAAGAAUUGGGUGAAGGAGCUGCAGCGGCAAGCCAGCUCAAAUAUAGUCAUUGCCCUGGCAGGGAACAAGGCUGACCUGGGUAACAAACGAGCUGUUGACUUCCAAGAAGCCCAGACGUAUGCAGAUGACAACAGCUUGCUGUUUAUGGAGACAUCAGCAAAGACGGCACUGAAUGUGAAUGAAACCUUCAUGGCAAUAGCUAAGAAGCUCCCCAAAAAUGAACCACAGAGUGCAACGGGGGCAGCAGCCAGAAAUCGAGGAGUCGACCUCCAGGAGAGUAGCCAACCCAGCAGGGGGCAGUGUUGCAGCAACUGAGGUAUUCCUGCCUGCUCCUCUGGGUUGCCCCGACUGGAACACACCUGAACUGAUCGCACUUACAGGAGAACAGCUGCCAGGAUCCCCUCUUCUUUUCUCCCCACCCCUUUCUUUGCUGCUGCGAUUCCCCCCACUCCUUUAUUCUUCUAAUUUGUAGAAUGGGGUGGGGGAGCAAAAAACAAAACCAGCUGCUCCUCUUCUGUACCAAUAAUGAAUUCCUAUUUUUAAAAGUCUUAGUCACCUUUUUAAAACAAACAAACAAAAUGAACUGUGGCACUCUUCUACCAUUUUUCAUGGGUAGAUGGCAAUGUAUGUUCUCAAAGCUUUGAAGUCUCUUUUUUUUCUCUUCCUUUUCCCAUUGGGUUUUAUGGCCUUGUAUUGGUUCAUAGCUGCUUGGAAGAAGGAAGUAUCUGUCUUGGAUGGGAUACGACUUCUGAUACAUCUUCUUGGUGAUUCUAAGCCACUUAUCUUAGAACUUAAAUAACAGUGGUAGAUGAAGGAAGGAGAAGGUGACAAAAGAGCUAUGAGCUUUGGAACCAUUAUUCCCAGGGUUUUCUGGAUGGGAGCCUGGUUUAGAUAUGGCAUAGACUUGCUUUUUAAGAAAGCAAGUCAUAGAACAUGCAAGUAACCACUAAAUGAAAUCGUAGCAUUAAUGCUAGAUUGAAAGAAACCUCUAGCCUUUAAGCCUUGUUUUGACCAAAUCACAAUUAUGGAUAUCCUGGGGGAGGGAGGGGGGUUGGGUACAGCUGAUUUUCUUCUGUAUUUUGUAUUCUAGUUUUCAACAUAUAACCAAUCAGUAUCUCUUUAAUUACAUAUACCAACUAGCCUUGCACCCAUUUCAGUUUGUAUUGGGUUUUGGAUAUACCAACAGCAUUAAUUUUCUUAUUUACAUUUUGGAUAUAAUGCACUAACUCCACCUGUUAAAGAAAACAUGUUUCAAAAUUAUCACUUUUGACAAGCAAUGCAAUGUGAUGGUUGACCCUAUACUGUAACGCUCAUGGGUGUCUAGAUGCAGCAGGUGGGGAGAAUGGGCAAGCAAACUGGGUGGGGGAACAAUAAUAUGUAUUCACAUACAGAUAAAUAUGGGUAAUUCCACUAAAUGAAACUGCAGAAGGGAGGUCACAAAUUUUGCUUCUCAUCUAGUGCCUGAAGCAAUUUUGUCUUACUCUUGUUGGUAUUUAAGAGAAGGAGUCUCUGUCAGUCUUUUCAAUGCAAAGCUCCAGUUGUGUAUGAUUAAAAAAAUAAAUUUUUAUAAAUCAGAUCAGUCAGAA